CCGCGGGGAAAGUUUACGGGACGCAGGCGGCGGCGACGGCCGCGGCAGCAGCAGUAGUAGCGGUUACUAGGCUGCCCGCGGCGGACCAUGGCCCUGGCCCAGCGUCCUUGGCCUCUCCUCACGGCGUCCCCGGGCAGCGUCGCAGCGAGGAGAGACUUCCGGGAAGGAACUGACAUGCGACUGAGCGGCGGUCGGCGCGCUUAGCGCCGUGAACAUGCGGCAGUCCCUGCGGGCGACCCCGGGCUGCGGAGAGGAGGCGGCGGCGGCGGCUCGGGAGGGAAGGUGGCGCCGGCGGAGGUGGCGGCGGAGACGGCCGGCGCCUGGCGCGGAGCCCUAGGGAGGCUGCUUGGCGCGGCCUCGGGCCUCCUCGAAAAGGAUGCUGUCCCGAAAGAAAACCAAAAACGAAGUGUCCAAGCCGGCCGAGGUGCAGGGGAAGUACGUGAAGAAGGAGACGUCGCCUCUGCUGCGGAAUCUCAUGCCUUCAUUCAUCCGGCAUGGUCCAACAAUUCCAAGACGAACUGAUAUCUGUCUUCCAGAUUCAAGCUCUAAUGCUUUUUCAGCUUCUGGAGAUGGAGUAGUUUCAAGAAACCAGAGUUUUCUUAGAACUCCAAUUCAAAGAACACCUCAUGAAAUAAUGAGAAGAGAAAGCAACAGAUUAUCUGCACCUUCUUAUCUUGCCAGGAGUUUAGCAGAUGUACCUAGGGAGUAUGGCUCAUCUCAGUCAUUUUUGACAGAAGUUAAUUUUACUGUUGAAAAUGGAGACUCUGGUUCCCGAUAUUAUUACUCCGAUAAUUUUUUUGAUGGUCAGAGAAGGCGUCCACUUGGAGAUCGUGCACAUGAAGACUACAGAUAUUAUGAGUACAAUCAUGAUCUCUUCCAAAGAAUGCCACAGAAUCAGGGGAGGCAUGCUUCAGGUAUUGGGAGAGUUGCUGCUACAUCUUUAGGAAAUUUAACUAACCAUGGGUCUGAAGAUUUACCCCUUCCUCCUGGCUGGUCUGUGGACUGGACAAUGAGAGGGAGAAAAUAUUAUAUCGAUCAUAAUACAAACACAACUCAUUGGAGCCAUCCUCUUGAACGAGAAGGACUUCCUCCUGGAUGGGAACGAGUUGAGUCAUCAGAAUUUGGAACUUAUUAUGUAGAUCACACAAAUAAAAAGGCUCAGUACAGACAUCCUUGUGCUCCUAGUGUACCUCGGUAUGAUCAACCCCCUCCUGUCACUUACCAGCCACAGCAAACUGAAAGAAAUCAGUCUCUUCUGGUACCUGCAAAUCCUUAUCAUACUGCAGAAAUUCCUGACUGGCUUCAGGUUUAUGCACGAGCCCCUGUGAAAUAUGACCACAUUCUGAAAUGGGAACUCUUCCAGCUGGCUGACCUGGAUACAUACCAGGGAAUGCUAAAGUUGCUCUUCAUGAAAGAACUGGAACAGAUUGUUAAAAUGUAUGAAGCUUAUAGACAGGCUCUUCUCACUGAGCUUGAAAACCGCAAGCAGAGACAGCAGUGGUAUGCCCAGCAACAUGGCAAGAAUUUUUAAGUUAACCUUUUAAGAAUAAAAUUUAAUUUUUAUAAGGGCUUUAAAAUAUUUUCACAGUUGAAAAAACUGCAAACAAAUACUUCGGUUAAUAAAGGCAGCUUACUUUUGGGAAGUUCUAAUUUUCAUAUAUUUUGUUAUUAGAAAUUUUCUUUUAUUGAACAAAAGAAAUGAAUUUAUUAUUUUAAGAGUCAACAUGAUAUGCUUUCAAAUAUUGCAUAUUAGGAAAUUGCUUUGAAUAAUCUUGAUGGAGAAAUAUGCAGAAAAAAAUGUUACCAUCGGAUAUUUAAAAGGAAAUGAUCACUUGGUAACUCCUUAUAGCAGCAGUAUCUUUCUUUAA
Molecule: messenger RNA, 1868 nt
Organism: Marmota flaviventris (yellow-bellied marmot)
Lineage: Eukaryota; Metazoa; Chordata; Mammalia; Rodentia; Sciuridae
Gene: Sav1
Product: salvador family WW domain containing protein 1
Biological process (GO): hippo signaling; apoptotic process; positive regulation of apoptotic process
Cellular component (GO): cytosol
Molecular function (GO): molecular adaptor activity; protein binding
Source: RefSeq, a predicted model, not a curated record